AUGACGUCCGUGGUCCUUCUAGCCGUGCUGUUGCUGUGGCCUGCGCCCCUUCCAGCACAUUCGAGUCUAACUGUGUCGCCCGAUGAAGAGCAAAACUUGCAUCAUUAUGUACAAAUCUUAGAGAACCUGCUACUAAGUGUCCCCACUAGGGAGCCAGACACCGAGGACAAAUCGACGUCUGCAAAAAAUGUUCGUUCUACAGGAUCGAAGGCACCAUGGCAGGCAAGGAAGAGCUCACCCGGGUCUCCACCAGAGCAAAACACUGCCAUCAGUUCUGUGAGCCCAGACAACGUGCCUUUUGCCACAGAAGGGUCACCACCCACCCAGAAGAAGAAGAAGACGGACACCACCACGGCUUUUUGGUCCAUCAAGCCAAACAAUAUUUCUGUCGUCUUACGUACAAAUGAACCUUUUGUCGAAAAGGAACCAGAGCCGGAGCCAGAGCCCCAGCCCCAGCCUCAGCCCCAGCCCCAGCCCCAGCCCCAGCCUGAGCCAACUGCCAGGCAAAGUAGCACACCACUAACCACACUCCUAACCACGCGCUCCUGGACCACGACCCACUUCACCACCACAGCCAGACGCACAGACUUGGAGAUGUCCACAGACUUGGAGGACGUUCCCCAACUCUCGGGUGAGUACGGCCUAGAGAGGCUUGGUGAGGUGGAUCAUCACCCCCAGAUGAUGAGUAAGGAUGACAUUCUGAGGAAGAUCUCAGAUAUUCGCUUCCUGGUGCAGCAUGUGCCCCCGGGGGACAGCAGCAACCCGGAGCACCGGGAGUAUGUCCGGGCUUCCAGGGAGUACCUGAAGCGCAGCCUGGCGCUGGCUGCCGCAGCAGAACGCAGGCUGGAGAAGAUGUAUCGAUCACCAAUCUUCGCAGGAGGACGGGCCGGCAAUGGGGUGGCCGACAUGGACACGGUCAUUAACACGCUAUACGACUCUAGACCUAGGCUGUGGGAAUAUCUGGAUGUGAAGUACCUGCCCCCAGAGAUGAGGUGGAAAGCCACCGCCGUGGUGAACACACUGAAAAGCAUCUUGUGUGCAGGCCAAGCCGACAGCCAAAACCUUAUUAGGAAACUAUUAAGCAAUAAUAUAAAAAUUCUAAACCUACUUAAUGUUCCAAGACGAAACUGA
Molecule: messenger RNA, 1131 nt
Organism: Dipodomys ordii (Ord's kangaroo rat)
Lineage: Eukaryota; Metazoa; Chordata; Mammalia; Rodentia; Heteromyidae
Gene: Spesp1
Product: sperm equatorial segment protein 1
Exons: 2
Coding region: 1-1131 (376 amino acids)
Biological process (GO): acrosome reaction; fusion of sperm to egg plasma membrane involved in single fertilization
Cellular component (GO): acrosomal vesicle
Source: RefSeq, a predicted model, not a curated record